CAAAAUUAAAGCCCAAUGAGAAAAUACCUCUCACUGAAAAGACAAAACGAAACCGCGGUUGACGUAGGCGCGUGGCGGAGGCGCAGCUCACAGUUCUCUUAUCUGCGCGUGUCAGUCUGUGAGAGCCUCAGUGGGAACUAUGGACAACCAGUGAGCAUGUGCCCUGCUGUGAUCACACUGACCGAAAGGAUUCAAUCAAGGAUGGAGUACAAGAAUGAAAAUGCUGGUAUAGAACUGCUUCUUGCUCACAUGAACAUUGAAGACUUCAUCCAAGUGGCAGAGGAUUUCUACUGUGUUGGCGAGGAGGUGGAAGCAGGAGUUUCAUUUGAGGAAAGUUUCUCGCAAGAAGACAUGGAUGAGAUUGAGGAGACGCCACAGGAUUUAAUCUCACAUGUGCAAAAUCCUGGAAAGGUCCGUUACGGGACUGCAUCCGACCUCCUGGACUUUGUAAAUAUGGUUUCUAACAUCCCGUCCUCCUCUCUAUUGGAGGUGGGGGAAGAAAUGGGGGUUCUGCUAAACAAGACAGACAUGGUCAUUAAGGAGGGGCAUUAUCGCAUUGACUUGGAUGUCCUUCUGUUUCCUUGGAAACUAACCUACAAGCCCCCUGGCCCUGGACACGUUCCCAAAGGCUCAUUUGGGAAGGUCCAUCUGGCUCAGGACACCAAAACUCGGAAGAGAAUGGCAUGCAAACUAAUUCCUGUGGAACAUUUCAAGCCUGCAGACGUGGAAAUCCAAGCCCGGUUCCAUCACGAGAACAUAGCAGAGCUGUAUGGGGCAUUGCUGUGGGAGCAGACGGUGCAUUUGUUCAUGGAAGCGGGAGAAGGGGGCUCAGUUCUGGAGAAGCUGGAUAGCUGUGGUCCAAUGAGAGAGUUUGAGAUCAUUUGGGUCUCUCAGCAGGUUCUGCGAGGCCUGGAGUACUUGCACUCUCACAAGAUCAUACACCACGACAUCAAACCCAGUAAUAUUGUGCUGAUGUCCGCAAAAGCCGUGCUGGUGGACUUUGGGCUUACAGUACAGAUGAAGGAUGAUGUAUAUGUUCCUCGGGACUUACGUGGCACAGAGAUGUAUAUGAGUCCAGAGCUGGUUUUAUGUCGAGGACACAACACCAAGACUGACAUCUACAGUCUGGGAACCACAAUCAUACACAUGAUGAGUGGAAGCCCUCCGUGGGUUAGGAGAUAUCCCAGAACAGCCUACCCCUCAUACCUUUACAUAAUCCACAAACAGGCUCCUCCUCUGGAGGACAUACCUGAAAGCUGUAGUCCCGCAAUGCGGAGGCUCCUGGAGCAUGCACUCGAUAGGGUCCCUGCACGGAGGAGCUCUGCCACAGAAUUACUAAAUGAGGAAGCCCUCCAUCCUUCUCGGGAAGACCAGCCACGCUGUUGGAGUCUGGACUCUGCACUGGAGGAAGGCACACAUCCACUGCUGCGACAGCACAGUCAGCUUUCAGAAAGCACCCAAGAUUCUUCCUUGUACACUGAGGAUUCUGGGCACUCGAAGAAAAAAGGAUCCCUUUAUAUAGAUCUGGGCGCCUUGGCUGGCUACUACAAUCUGGUUAGAGGGCCACCAUCUAGUGAAUAUGGCUAAUUAAGGUGGAUUUUUGCUGAGGAGCAGUGGGGGACUUGUAUCAGAAUUGCAUAGACAGAUCAGUUCCAUGGAGCUGAAUUAAUCCACAAGAUGAUUCAGCAUAUACUGUAUGUUGUCCUAAAUGAGGACAGUCUGCGCUGAUUGGACAGUGUUUGGACAUGAGCUGUCCAAUCAGAGAUGGACUUCUUGAAGAGAAGACAGACUUGUGGUUUUUAAUGUUAGAUGAACAGUUUGUGAGGUGUGGUUUUGUUAAUGCAGUUCCUUGUCUGUGUUUUGAGAACAUGAAUAUAUCAAAUGUAUAUGAAAUACAUACUAGGGAUGCACCAAUAUUAAAAUCUGGCCAAUAUAGAAAAGCCUAUAAUCAUUUUUCUGUUAUAGAUGAUAAAAAUAAAUGGCUGAUUUUACAAUUGUACACUAUUUUGUUUUUUUUUAAAAAGCUUUUAUUUAUACAUCACAACAUUAUAAUGUACAGUAUGAAAAUUCAUAUUCAUUUUGAGACUUGCUAAAAGCCACAUUCAAGAGUGAUUUAAAAUUAUUAGUGUUUUUAUAAAUAAACUUUAAGGAAGCUAUAGAUGAUGCUAAAAGUAAUCAAAAUGCAAAAAAACAAAGGAAAUGCAUGAACAAUUACAAAUGUAAUAUUGACUGUGCAUCCCUAUAAUACAGACUAAUGUUUCCUGAUAUUUUGUCAUAUAUAUAUAUAUAUAUAUAUAUACUGUAUAUAUAAUUGCAGAUCACUGUAGCUGUGCUAGGUGUAUUGAUUAUGUAUUCCACAUUUGAUCACAUAAGGGGCAGGCCCUAAUAAGAGUAAAUCUGUGCUUUGAAAUAUGAAAUAUGGGGAUUGCAAAUAUACAUCAAUAAUAAUUUUAACAAAUAAACAUUAAACUGAAAAUAUUUACUGAAAUUAGUUACUAAAGGGCACAGACAGAUUAAUGUCAGUGGUCAAAUAUUCAGUGUAGUAUCUGUGAGCAUAUUGCAUUGAAUAUUUGACCACUGACAUUAAUUUGUCUGUGCCCUUUAGUAACUCAUUUCAGUAAAUAUUCUCAGUUUAAUGUUUAUUUGUUAAAAUAAUUAUUAUGUAUAUUUGCAGUCCCCAUGUGAGUGCCAUGUCUUUAAAUAGCUUUACCUGAGAUACAUUAAUAAUACAAUCAUUGUAAAAAUAAGUGUUGCCAAAAAGCACACUACUUUUUUCUCACAAGGAAGCGUUUUCAGAUGAUACUGAAAAUAAUCUCAGGGUUUUAUUCCCAUGGAAUGUGUUUUUGUUGAGUAGUUGCAAUGCAAAACAAAGAAAUGUGCACUCAGACAAAAAUUUUAUUGAUCCGCCAUAUAAACCUAAUGUUUUUAAUUAAUAAAAACUGACUCCAUAAACAUGUUCUGACACCAAAGCAAUUUAGUUGUCUGUACAUCUGUAUGAAAGCUCCAGUCUGCAUAUUCUUGUUCAAAAACGAAAAAUGAUGCACAUAUUAUCUUGUUAAAAUCAGCAUAUUAGCAGCCUUUCAUGUGUUUAUACAUUGGAUAAAUAAAUGUAAAGCCAAUAUGCUGUCAAUUUUGCUUUUAUUUGAUGACUAAUUUAUCAGAAUUUAUAAUGUAAGGUUGUAAUUUCAGAUAACAAAGGUAAAAAAAAUUCAUCUGGUUGUUUCAAUCAAUAAAAGGUUCUUCAGAAGUUUCUUAGUCAUUCUGGAAAGGCCAGAGAGUCUGUGUGUGAUGAUAGUAUCACCUGAGAUGGAAUCUGACCUUGGGGGAAAUUAUAAAAUAAAUAAAUGUACUAAAAACGA
This is a messenger RNA of Cyprinus carpio (common carp), 3359 nucleotides long. RefSeq names its product mitogen-activated protein kinase kinase kinase 8-like. The record is from RefSeq and is a predicted model, not a curated record. NCBI's taxonomy places the organism in Eukaryota, Metazoa, Chordata, Actinopteri, Cypriniformes, Cyprinidae. Gene Ontology annotation, biological process: protein phosphorylation. Gene Ontology annotation, molecular function: protein kinase activity; ATP binding.